UAUAAAAUGUGUAAAAAUCGAAUAGCAAAUAUUUUUUAUGUGCUCAACCUUAUUCAACACAUUGUUGAUGCAGUCCAUACCAAACCCAAGCAAGGUAUGCGUCUGCGUGCCCACCAUACAACACCUAGCGGCCAAUGUGACAACCUAUGCCGAGAUCUACCAAGCAACGACAAGGAACCAGUGUGCAUGAUCUACAGCAGAUACAAGAAAGGAUACCAGUUCUUUGUGAAUCUGUGCCAUGCGAGACGAGCGAUUUGCAGGGAUAAUUUGGUUUUGCACAUGGUUCAUUCAAGCAGAUGUAUAAAAAACAAGCAAUAUUAUAUGCCAAUAAACUGAAAAAGCAUUUAUUAAACGAAAUGUUAUUGCCGUAUGUUAU
Colias croceus (clouded yellow) is the source of this 376-nucleotide messenger RNA. RefSeq lists its product as uncharacterized. NCBI's taxonomy places the organism in Eukaryota, Metazoa, Arthropoda, Insecta, Lepidoptera, Pieridae. The coding region runs from base 7 to 336 and encodes 109 amino acids. The record is from RefSeq and is a predicted model, not a curated record. The transcript has 3 exons.